This is a messenger RNA of Moesziomyces aphidis, 2283 nucleotides long. The record is from the annotation of a GenBank genome assembly. Lineage: Eukaryota; Fungi; Basidiomycota; Ustilaginomycetes; Ustilaginales; Ustilaginaceae.
AUGCUCGCAUCCCUCUUUCUCCAGGAUGACAUCCCGCACCGCAUCGUGCCCGUAGACGGCUACCGCUCCCUCACCAACACGCUCGCCGACGUCUUCCCCCCGCUCACCGACGAUGAUGACGCAGCGGCGAAUGUAGCCUCGACCUCAACGGCGGCAGCGGCAGCAGCGGCAGCAGCGGCAGCGACGACGACCGACGUGCGCUCCGUCGUGCUCAUCAAUCUCGGCGCGGUGCUGAGUCUGCCGACCAUGUUCAACAUCCCGCCGAGCUGUACGCUGCAUGUGAUCGACUCGCACCGCCCGUGGAAUCUGGACAACCUCUUCGCCACCAGCCAUGCCAACGACCGCGUGUGGUGCUGGGACGACGGCGACAUUGCCACCAAGCUGUGCCGCCAGGGUGGCGAGCGCGACGCAUUCGAAAAGCUCGAGUUCGACAUCGACUCGGACGACGACGAUGACAACGACGACAGCGGCGACGAGUCGCACUCGGACGCGAGUGGUUCCGACAGCGAUGCGCCCGGCGAUGCAGGCAAGCGCAAGCGCUCCUCUCGCUCGCCUUCGCGCUCCGCCUCGGCCGACGCUGACGCCAGCGAUGCCGACCUGGCCAAUGCAGCGCGCAAGCGCCGACGCCACCCUUCGCACCACCCCGCCUCUGCGCGGCUGACCAAUGCCGAGCGCCACCGCUACCGCACCCUCCUCACGCGCUACUACAACCGCGGCGAGAGCUACGGCAUGUCGACCUCCUCCAUGCUCUAUCUCCUGUGCGAAUCGCUCGGCCGCGCCGACCGCGAGUCUCUCUGGCUCGCCAUCGUCGGCCUCACCUCGCUCUACCUCUCGCACGCCAUCGACUUUGAGACGUACGAAGCCUACUCGUCCGCCUACGCCUCGGAAGUCAUCGCCAUCGAGCCUUCCACCUCGCAUCCUCGCUCCGAAGCAUGGUCUCUCGACCUCCUCGCCAAAGACGACUCUGCCGACAAAGCUGCGCCUCGGGGCGAUCGCGCACUGCGCGCAGGCAUCGCGCACAAUACCAAGAGCGAGGACGCCGACGACCGCACCAUCCGCAUCAUCCCCGCCGAGCUCCGCUUCACGCUCUACCGCCACUGGAGCCUCGAGACGGCCAUGUUGCACACCGCCUACGUUGCCGCCAAGCUCGGCUUCUGGCGCGAACGCGGGCAGGCCAAGCUGCGCGGCCUCAUGGCCAAGAUGGGCUUCUCCCUCACCGCCGUGCGCCAGAACUAUACGCACAUGCCCCUCGACCUGCGUCGCAGCCUGGCGGUCAAGCUCGAUGCCAUCGCACCCGAGUACGGCCUGACCGAGCUCAGCUAUCGCGGCUUUGAGCGGUCGUAUGGAUUUCAGACCGCGCCGCUGGGGGCGGCCGAUGUGGUCGAGGGCAUUUCGGCGCUCCUCGUCGCCGCGCACGGCGUCAAGAUCGAAGUCGAGACGCCCGGCAUGGUGUUUGCUUCGGCCAGUGCCGGCACGCCGUUAUCCACCAGCUAUGCCGCCAAUCGCGGUGGGGGACCUGCAACUUCGGAGCUAUUCGCCACCAAGCGCGCGUGGAAUCUGGGCACCCACCUUACCGAUGCCGUCUCUGCCGCCACCGCUGCCACCUCGAGCACUGCACGCGACGCCACGGGCGCCAAUUCGGGACUCGACCUCGAGCCCGUUAGCAGUGGACGCGCAAGUGGGGAUGAGCUGGUGCAGCUCGAGCAGGCGGAACGCCAUGUGUGGGUCAACAACUUCCACGAAGCCUACCGUGCCCUCGACACUCACCGCUCCACCUCCAUCCACCUCCUCCGCUCCUCGCUGCUGCUCUCUCAGGCUCUGCAUCGUCGCAUCGUCGCACGCGGCAUGGGUUUGAUCACCAACCAAGCCAUUCGUACACUCAAGAACUUCCGUCUCGCCAUUCUCAAGGACGGCGCGGAUCUCGAGCUUUUCACGCACGUUGAGAUUCUCGCCCAACUCGCCCGCUGGCUCUCAACCGCUUUGCGCGAUAUCAUUGUGGAGCAACAGGCGAAUCUGCCCAAGCGCAAAGGAAACCCCUAUACGCCACUGCCCUUUAUCAUCGCUGCGCUUUACCCGGCCAAGGACAUUUUCGUCGUCUUGGGCUCCACCGCCGCGCCCGUGCAUGGCAUGACGGAGGCCAACCAUUUCACAGCGGCGUUUCAGCAGGCCGCCAAGCUGAGCGGCGCAAGAGUCAGGCAUGACCGCUUCCAGACCGCCGCCAUCCAUGUGCGCAAGGCCGAUCUGGCCCCGUUCAUCGAAAAGGUCCAUCUGAAACUCAAGUAG